AGCCAAAGAUUCAAGCAACCUCAAACAGCAGCGACCGAAACAACCAAACAUGUCCCUGAAGGCGGUGAAAAACUCCUACGUAGUGGCAGUGGUUCUCUAUUUGGCCUGCACCGCCUACGGAAUCAAUCCAUCAGAUCCGUUUAGCAGUACUGCCGACUCAGUCGGUGCCAAGACCCGAUCGGUUGAACUAACCGGGCAGGAGGAUAAACCUCAGAAAAUGUUUGUUAUUCGAUCCCCGAAGGACAACUUUGGCCUCGAAAAGCGGCAAGCGGGCUUCUACUACGACAAUAAACCCGGCGAGCCACGUCUUCCAAAGUACAAUUUCGGGGUAGGCAAACGAGGGAGCUUGAACGUCUUUGACAACGAAGAUGAAACGACCGGAAACGGACUGAUUGAACGAGAGCUUCAGCGUUCCGGCAAGCGGGCUUCCGAGUUUGAUUACGGACUCGCGAAGCGCGGGGAUGAAGAGGAAAAGAAGAAGGACCGGUACAAUUUUGGACUGGGUCGUCGUUAGGCCUUCGACGGCAUACCGGACGAAGGCGAAUUAAAAUUUGAAUUCCUGAACGGCUUUUUUGGCACCAUCAUUACGACAGUGAAAACACAAUUUUACCGAACGCAGAAAACCCUUUCUCCAUCUCUCAUAAUCUCUUAUUAAUACACUCGAUAGUGAAUCGAAGCCGUUUUUAAAAUAUUUAUCUCUGUUGUGAAAGUUUCAAAAAAUAGUGUCAAAGCCAAAAAUUUUAUUUGAAUAGUUAUAACAAUUUAAUCUUUAAGGCUCAUGCCUUCACUAAACAUUAUCAUUGCUUAACAUUAACUUCAGAAUGGUUAACAUUAACUUAAAUAUUAUAUAGAAAAAAAAUAAUAAUGGUUGGCAAAAUAGUUGCCAUUCUUCUCGAAAAUACUUUAUCAACUUAGAGCUGCUUAAAAGUACAAAUAAACCAACAUAACAAGAAGCAAAAUUUUUUGAAGCCUUAGAAAUCAUUUGAAACCGAAAUAAAACACAUUUAUUGCUCAAUAAACCCUCCUGACACCUAAA
Messenger RNA from Uranotaenia lowii, 1036 nucleotides. Its product is annotated as helicostatins-like. Lineage: Eukaryota; Metazoa; Arthropoda; Insecta; Diptera; Culicidae. The record is from RefSeq and is a predicted model, not a curated record. The transcript has a single exon. The coding region runs from base 50 to 514 and encodes 154 amino acids.